AUGUCCGAAUUCCCAACCAAUCCUAUCUUCGUUCAAGCCAUAAAGGUCGCUCAACUUUUCACAGGUUCAACUCGUUCAGUCUUUACCUUACGCGAAUUUUUGUUAUCUUUAGAGUUAAAGUUUAGUUUAUUUAAUGUCACAGAUGAUUUUCGCAAAAUUUGUAUCUUCUUUGACAAUAUUGGUAGUAAAGCUACUCAAUGGUUCUAUAUAUAUGUUGUUGAUCACGAUAUUCAUACGACAUCUUAUUCUAAUUUCGUAUCCCACUUUUCUGCCUACUUUGGUGCCCAAAUAGAUACAAACAAUGUUGGUCGUAAACUUCGUUUGCUGUCCCAACACGACAACAUUGAUGGAUACAUUAAAGAAUUCUACCAAUAUAAGGAUCUGUUACCAGAUGGUGCCAUAAGUAAACCAGAAUUGGUUCGUUAUUUUAUUAAAGGCUUAAAACCAGACACUAGAAAGGUAGUCAUUUCGCAAAUUCCAAUUACAUUAUAUGAAGCUGUAGAGUUAGCUCGUAGAUGUGAACGCCGUUUGAUAGAUCCUAUUUUUCUGAACAUUACAAGUAAAGUUUCAUCUGACUCUUCUCCAGUCACAGUUGAGGCUAAUGAUGAUACUGGCAUGGCUAUCCGCACCUCCUACCGUAAUCGUAGAGGUUAUUCUACAUAUUCUGCUCAUGCAUCUGCUUUUAGAAGAGGAAGAUCUCACAAUUCUACUGAGACAAAAUCAUCGUAUGACACUUCUUCUAAGCGUGAUAAAGAGGACCUAUACCGUUUAUGUUUAGAAUAUAAGUUAUGUUUCAAUUGUCACAAACCAGGUCACCAAUCUAGCAUCUGUCCAAAUGCGAGAGUUGGAUAA
Molecule: messenger RNA, 852 nt
Organism: Arxiozyma heterogenica
Lineage: Eukaryota; Fungi; Ascomycota; Saccharomycetes; Saccharomycetales; Saccharomycetaceae
Exons: 1
Coding region: 1-852 (283 amino acids)
Molecular function (GO): nucleic acid binding; zinc ion binding
Source: RefSeq, a predicted model, not a curated record